AGCAAGUGCAAGUGGUCGGUCGGUCGGACGGUCGGACGGUUGGCCCAUUCGCUGUGCCACCAGUUAUGGCAGCAGCAACAACAAGCAGCAGCAGUAGACAGUAGACAGCAUACAGCAGAUAGGCAGACCUCAACCAGUUUCAGUUUCAAUUUCAAUACAACAAUUUUACAAUUUGUUACAACUGAGCGGCGGGAGCCCGAGAGCAGUGUGCUGAGAGCUCUACUCUACAGUCCAACACUCAACACUGUGCAAACGGUGUGCCGCUCUUUGGUCUGCCUGGGAUUUCGGCGCAACUUAACUUGGCUUUGGCGCAUGCGUGGAUGAUUAGUGAAGUGCGAUCCAUCGCGGCAAGCAGACGUUGCAGAUCGAACUGAGUUUUCGUUAGAGAUAUCCCGAGAUACAGAUCCCGAAAAUGUACACAGAAGUGAGGCAUAUCCUCAGGCAAGCGGCACCGGAACUGUUGUUUCCGCUGCUCGCGCUUCUCGCGCUAAAUGUGUGCCCUUCUUCGUUCGCCUGGAAGCCAAUUGCAGUCUCCUCGGGCCCUGCCAGCAACGGUGGCAGCAGCAGCACAGCCUCCUACAGCCUCAAGCAAUCCCACCCGGGAUCCGCCAGCAGCAGUCACGAACUGGCCACAAGCUUUGCCCAGUUCGGCGCUGGCAAGGACUCGGAGGAAGGCGGUGUCGGAGGAGGCGAGGAUGAACUUCUUCUGGCCCGCUCCGCCAUUGUGAAUGGUGUGGAUCAUCCAUCGUCGGUGGCUCAUCCCAUAACGUUCGGCGAUCAUGUGGAGGAUCAGUACGAGUCCUAUAGCAUCGAGGAUGAGGCCCACAAGGAGCCACAGCUGACCUUCACGCGCACACCGCUCUACGGCUCCGAUCGAUGCAGUGUGAAAAAGUUUGCAUUCAAUCAGGACGGAGAGGUGGAAUAUCGGAAUCCGCUGCUGCCCGAACUGGAUCAGUUUACGCUCUGCUUCUGGAUGCGUUUUACCAAUCACAGUGGGGAUCAUGUCCUUCUGACCUACGAGGCUGGCAAGGAAUCGCGAGAGAUACAAAUCUGGGUCGCGAAUGCGCAAAAUUCCAGUUUCCUUUCGAUGGCCAUAAAAGGUCAGCAAAUGUACAGACUCAACUAUCCGCUGCGAAUGCGCCAGUGGCACCACAUGUGCACCUCAUGGAAUGGAAAGACGGGCGAGUGGCAGGCCUGGCUCAAGGCAGAACGCAUUGGGCGUGGCUUCCACAACUCGCUUGUGGGCCAUAAAAUUCCAGCAAAUGGAAAGCUACGCUCCGGCGGCACCUCGAUCACCGGCGAGGUAAGCCACGGCCUGCACUUUGAGAUGACAAUGGUCCAGGUCUAUCGCGUGGCCCUGAGUGCCGGCAAGGCCCACCGCGAUCACAAGCAUCACCACGUGCAUCAUUUUGAUCAUGAAGGACAGGAGGUAUCCAGUACAGUGCGGCCCCCACCCAUAAUAAAUCGACCACAGCCUAUGCACACGCUCCUGGCCAGUGGCCAGAUCCCUACGCGGUUGCGCAUUAACCUGGCCAAUCCAUCCAAUCCUUCCAGCGAUGGAGCUGCAGCGCCUGCUGCUGGAUCCGAUGCAGCACAGCAGCAGCAGCAGCAGAUCACAUUUAACACAAACUUUGUGAACGGACAGAUCAACGCGGGCUCUCGUCUGGUGGCACAGCAGCUUCUGGGGCUUCCGGCAAAGAAUGGCAUUCCUCAGCAGUCCUCAGGUAGCCGUUUCCAAAUGCUAAGCAACUCCGCGAAUGUUCAGUUCAUCGACGAGACUGAGACCCACAUACAGUUCAAGCGAGCAGCAGCAGGAGCAGCAGAUGAGAAGAAACUGAAGAAGCGCGGACUAGUGCUGUUGGAUGACGGAUCCGUGGUAGACGAUGGCACAGACACCGAUGCCAGCGAGGUCUAUAACGGCCUCGCCGACUACGGCGGCCAGCAAUUCAAGCAGGAUCUGACCCUCAAGAUGAGUCUCGAGGAGGAGAUCAGCACGCACGAUCGGGAGCCCGCCGAGGAGGAGGUCAAGGCCGUCAUGGCCAUUUGCAGCAGUUGCCAUGCAGAGCCCUUUCAGGGUGCCAUCGUCUUUGCGUGGAAGGAGGUUCAGGAGCACAUGAAUAACGCACUCAAAGGCCUUAGCGUGGGCACCUGCGGUAACUUCUAGUUCUGGUCGCCACCUGCCACCUGUGGCAAGCAGUCUUUAGAUUAGUCCAUGUACCAUAGACCCCCUUCUUUUUGUUUUGUUUUUUUGUAUAUACGAGUGUCUGUCAUUUCGGUGUGUGUGAUUCCGAUUCCGCUUGUCCGCGUGCAUGUCCAUGUGGGAGUCAACGCUUUAGAGUGGAGGAAGUGGAGGCUCCCCAACGAUCCUUGACUCGCUCAUGGACAUGACCCACUCUAUCCGCAUCCUCACAAAAACCUCUAGCAACUACGCGGUGAUAUUGAAUAAAAAAAAAGAUUAUUUAAA
This is a messenger RNA of Drosophila persimilis, 2464 nucleotides long. RefSeq lists its product as uncharacterized. NCBI's taxonomy places the organism in Eukaryota, Metazoa, Arthropoda, Insecta, Diptera, Drosophilidae. The transcript is spliced from 5 exons. Bases 413 to 2164 code for a protein of 583 amino acids. The record is from RefSeq and is a predicted model, not a curated record.